Molecule: messenger RNA, 1651 nt
Organism: Anneissia japonica
Lineage: Eukaryota; Metazoa; Echinodermata; Crinoidea; Comatulida; Comatulidae
Product: Y-box factor homolog
Exons: 6
Coding region: 97-993 (298 amino acids)
Biological process (GO): regulation of gene expression
Cellular component (GO): nucleus
Molecular function (GO): nucleic acid binding
Source: RefSeq, a predicted model, not a curated record
CGUCUUGUCCGUCCCACAAUGCAUUAGUCAUGCAGCAUCCAAGAACAACGCUGUGAAAGAGCGGAGCAAAUAACAUCUUGAAUUAACAUCUUAACAAUGUCUGUGGGCCAGGAACAUCAUAUUGAGAACGAAGAGGCCCCAGAAAAGAAGGUCAUCGCCACAAGAGUCUCUGGAACCGUAAAGUGGUUCAAUGUAAAGAACGGUUAUGGUUUCAUCAACAGAGAUGAUAAUAAAGAGGAUGUCUUUGUACAUCAGACUGCAAUUAAGAAAAACAACCCGAAAAAAUAUCUGCGUAGUGUGGGUGAUGGCGAGGCCGUAGAAUUUGACGUUGUUGAAGGAGACAAAGGCACUGAGGCUGCCAAUGUCACAGGACCAGAAGGAGCCCCAGUUGAGGGUAGCAAGUAUGCUGCCGAGAGACGCAACUUCCGCCGUCGUUACUACCGCAGACGGCGCCCACAGAGGGAGAAUGGAGAAGUGGGUGAAGGAAGUGGCGGAGAGGGUGAAACAUCCGAAGGAGCUGGAGAUGGAGAGAAGAGAAAUGUCCGUCGUAGGGGACGUGGUGGAAGGUAUCGUGGUGGAUACAGGAGAUACCGUGGCCCGCCACGUAACCGCUCAGAUGAUGAUGAUAAGGAGAAUCGCGGUGAAGGUGUUGAGGGCGAGAAUCAAGGCGAAACUCAGAGUGAACGAAGACCUCGUCGGGGCGGAUACAGAGGCCGUGGAGGCAGGAACCGUCGUUACCGUGGACCACCGCGUACAGAAGGCGAAGGUGGUGGCGAGGGUGAUGAUGAAACCCGUGGGACUGAUGGUGAAAAGCGUGGUGGACGUCGUCGCCGAUUUCGUCGCCGCCGCGGUGGACCUCCAAGAGAAAGUAACGAGCAAAAGGAAGGUGGUGAUGAGACCGUUAGCGAUGAUAACCCAUCCAAACCAUCAGGUCCUCCACCUGUUGCGGCAGAAGUCGUACCAGUUGAGAACGGUGUACCAGCAAGCGAUUAGGAUUUUUACACCCAAGAAGCCAUCUUUAAGAGUAACAUGUCCAGGAGAUAUAGUCUACAGUUACCUCUUGCUAUUUGGUUAUUAAAAACCCCUUUAUUUCUGACAAAAUCAUUUCUUUUCGCAAAUGUUCUCAAGAUUUUGAAACAAAAAGAUUUAAGAAAAAAAAAGAAAAAUAAUAAUAAAAAAAGAAACGAGCAAUAAUUUCAAAACCUCUUUUAUACCAAUAAACAAUGAAACAAACCAAUGAAUUUUAUUCAUAAAUUCUAAUUUGAACAUUACAUUGAGAAAUAAGGAAAGAAAUUGCUUAAUUUUUUCAGCUGAAUUUAACCCAAAACGAAGAGUUAAUUUUCUCCGUUUUAGUUCCAACAUUAUUUUGGGAGUAUGGAUGUUAUUAGUUGCGGUGGAGAGCUGUCUGCAACUGUUGGGAAACUCAAUUUAGAAAAUUUACUAAUAAUUCCAUAGUACAGUUGACCAUUAUAUUUUUCCAGAAAUUUAUCUGAAAUACAGUAGUGACGUGCAGGAUAGCUCUCCAAAAGUUGGAAAAAUUAGAUUUUUUUCUGUUAAGGAAUUUUAACAUCUAGAUUAUCACAGUUCAUUUUUAUUAGUCAACAUGUACUCGAUAAGAGAGUGAUAAAAUAACACCAUUAAAAAAAAAAAA